This is a messenger RNA of Diabrotica virgifera virgifera (western corn rootworm), 1170 nucleotides long. RefSeq lists its product as uncharacterized. NCBI's taxonomy places the organism in Eukaryota, Metazoa, Arthropoda, Insecta, Coleoptera, Chrysomelidae. The coding region runs from base 1 to 1170 and encodes 389 amino acids. The transcript has 2 exons. Gene Ontology annotation, molecular function: DNA binding. The record is from RefSeq and is a predicted model, not a curated record. Gene Ontology annotation, cellular component: nucleus.
AUGACUGAGUAUGAUCAUUUCUGUCAAAAAGGUUGGUUUACUAUAAGAAGAUCUUGCAAAUUCUGGUGCGGAGUGUGGAGUGAUAUGAUUAAAGAGAAAAUGCCCCGUAAGCAUAAAAGAUUACUUGGCAGCAGAAGUUACGCUGAUUACCCUCCAGCAAAUUUAGAAAGAGCCAUUGAACGGGUAGUUGAAGGUACACUAUCUAUUAGAGAAGCAUCAAGACAAUAUAAAAUUCCCUUUGGUACCCUGUAUAACAGAUAUAAAGGAAAACAUAUUGGCACCCCCGGACGUCCUACUAUUUUCACCAAAGGAGAGGAGGUAGCAAUUUUAAAAGCAGCCGCUAAAUGUGCUGACUGGGGCUUUCCUUUAUCUAUUCAGGACCUACGAAUGAUGGCAAAAUGGUAUUUGGAUCAACAAGGAAAAAACGUGGCUAUAUUUCAAAAUAAUCUGCCUGGUAUUGACUGGGCAUACAGCCUACUUAAUAGGCAUAAGGAUUCGUUUGGGCAACGACUAGCAACAAAUAUUAAACAUGCUAGAGCUGCUGUUUCAAGAGUUACACUAGAAGAGUUUUAUAAUAACUUGGAGCCAGUAAUUAAAGAUUUACCCAGUUCCAACAUUUUCAACUAUGACGAAUCUAAUUUGUCAGACGAUCCAGGGAAAAAACGUUGCAUAUACAAAAGAGGCAUUAAGUACCCCGAAAAAGUGAUGAAUCACUCCAAAAGUUGUACCACUAUUAUGGUAUGUGCUGCUGCAGAUGGAACUCUUCUCCCUCCCUACGUCAUUUAUAAAAGCAUUCACCUGUAUGAUACGUGGAAGGAAAAUGGACCGCGUGGUUUACCUUGCUGCGAUAAACCAUGCUGCAACCAAGGGACGAGGUAUAAUCGUACUCAAAGUGGAUGGAUAGAUGGCGUAACUUUUAGAAACUGGUUCACAACUUGCUUUUUAUCCCAUGCACGACGUUUAGAAGGAAGAAAAGCUUUGAUAGGAGAUAAUUUGUCGUCACACCUGGAUGAUGAAGUUCUUAAGAUGUGUGCUGAACAUGAAAUUGACUUCAUAUGCUUAGUUCCAAAUUCUACCCAUUUGUGCCAACCACUGGACGUGGGCUUUUUCAGGCCAAUGAAACAGGCUUGGAGGACGACGUUAACGGAUUGGAAAUUACAAAAUUUGUGA